This is a messenger RNA of Colletotrichum acutatum, 786 nucleotides long. RefSeq lists its product as uncharacterized. Lineage: Eukaryota; Fungi; Ascomycota; Sordariomycetes; Glomerellales; Glomerellaceae. Bases 1 to 786 code for a protein of 261 amino acids. The transcript is spliced from 2 exons. The record is from RefSeq and is a predicted model, not a curated record.
AUGGCUUUCUUGCCUCUCGACUUUGAUACUCACCCAGACUUCACCACUGUGCCACGAUCCAGGUCUCUAAUGACCCCAGGACGUCAGAUAUACUCAGCAAUGGUGCCAUCGCAGGAAAGCACUUCCCCUCACGGUCACAGACACAGACAUGCCCUUGCCGGGCCACGUGAUCGACGCUCGCCAGCGUCCCCGACACAAACGUCGAUGCGAGUAUAUUACCCUGCCGACUAUAGAGAAAGCGUCGCGUCCAAUCCCAUGAGUGAUGAGCAAUUGUACAGCCUGCCACCAUCUCCGCGCUCGAGGCCCCAGCCUUUGUCAUACCGACGAAGCCCUGGACCCGUAUCGCAGAGACGGAUAUGCAACGCGGAUCACGACAGCCUUAUUGCAAUGGGAUCAUGGACUAGCCAAAGCACCCACAACGAAGAACCGUGUACAAGAUCCGGGCGUGAGAAAGGCAGCAGCACUUUCCACAAUGGCGACCUUCUAGCCAAGGAUGCGUCAUAUGAUGACUUUAUUCUCUUUCCCGAUGAUGCUAGAGAAUGCAUUCACGGGGACUUUACAGCCCCCGCUCAACCCUCGUCAGCUCCCAGGGCUCCCCGCAUCACGAGGCUUCGCACACUAGACCUGGCGCCGCUGUCGACAGAUGUCCAGUUUUUCCCCUGCCUCGGCGGUGAAUCUGAGCGAGACAGGAUCAACGAGGCCUGGUACAUUGCCGGUCGGGAGAGAGUGGAGUCUCAACGUUUUGACCACGAACGAGAACGGGAAUGGAAUUGGGAGCAAAAGUGA